Syngnathus typhle (broad-nosed pipefish) is the source of this 2436-nucleotide messenger RNA. RefSeq names its product linkage group 15 C5orf15 homolog (gene lg15h5orf15). Bases 43 to 1317 code for a protein of 424 amino acids. NCBI's taxonomy places the organism in Eukaryota, Metazoa, Chordata, Actinopteri, Syngnathiformes, Syngnathidae. The transcript has 3 exons. The record is from RefSeq and is a predicted model, not a curated record.
AAGCCGCGCCCCUUCCUCGUCGCUCCCUCGCAUCAAACCAACAUGGCGACGAUGGGACGAAACAGGAAGAAGAGUCGCCCUCUCUGCCUAUUUGUUGUCUUCCACCACCUUUUGCUACUUGGUGGCGUCUUGUCAGCUCCAACUAAUGGCAUCUCGGAUGGUGGGGCCAUCCAGGACGGAAAGGUAGACUUGCCACAGACUCCUCUCCAGACCACAGGUAGCCAAAACAACACUCAGACGGAACCAAAAGUGUUGAUGCAAGACACAACACAUCUCAAGCUUCCCAACGCUACCUCCGUCCAAACCGAGCCCAAGAUCAACCCCGUCCCAAACGAGGCCAAGAGCAACCCCAUCCAAAUCGAGGCCCCCAAGAUUAACGCUGUCAAGACCGAGGUCCCCAAGAUCCAGCCGGUCCAAACUGAGGCCCCGAAGAUCCAGCCGGUCCAAACUGAGGCCCCGGAGAUCAAGCCGGUCCAAACUGAGGCCCCGAAGAGCAAGCCGGUCCAACCCGACGUCCCCAAAGUAGACCAGCCGCAGGCAAGUCCAAACCAGGCUGUGCAAGAAGACGACAGAUCUGCGGUGCUCAUCGCUUCGUCAGACACGGAUGACAAACCGACCCCCGACGAGACAAAAGGGAAUGGCGCGACCCCCGACGGGACAAAAGGGAAUGGCGCGACCCCCGACGGGACAAAAGGGAAUGUCGCGCUUCCGGUGCUGAGCAUCACAGAGUCACCUGCGAUGUCCAAAACUUCACAAGCCGACGCCCCCCAAAAAACGGAACCCACCAAACCCACAGUGGAAGAGACCACCCUCUUUGAUGUAAAAACCUCAGAGGCGCAAACCACAAACAGCCUGCAAGAAUUUGAGUCGGAUUUGCUUCAGCCCGCCGGCAAAGAGGCGGCAGCUCACCUGGACCCGGACGAUGACUACGAUGGCGAUGAAGACGACGAUCCGGACGGGUACAAUGAUGGAUUGUAUCACGUGGAUGACAACGAUGACGCCGAUAAGGACCAGGACCGGACGGAGAUCGGGGUGCAGGCGCCCGACGUCAAGGAAGACGUCAGCUACAAGCUCCCCGGCGUCUACAACACGGAGGACGAGGACUCGCAUUUCUUCUUCCACCUGGUCAUCCUGGCUUUCUUGGUGGCCAUCAUCUACAUCACCUACCACAACAAGAGGAAGAUCCUCCUGCUCGCACAGAGCCGCCGCUGGAAGGAGAGCCUGUGCUCUCGCAACACGGUCGAGUACCACCGGCUGGACCAGAAUGUCAACGAGGCCAUGCCGUCCCUCAAAAUGACACGCGACUACAUCUUUUGAGUCGCGCCGCUCGGAACUGUUCCCGCUCGAACGAUCGAUGGAUCGCCGUCGUCGGGUCGCUGCUUGCCCUCUUCCAGUCUGUCUGCAUAGCGACAUUUUGUAAUUAUCUCCCUUCCACGUUUUCUCUUUGUCGCUAAGUCAAUAUUUAUGGGAGCGCUUUUGUUUAAGCUCUAUCUGAUGAGUUUCCACUCAGUCUGGAUUUGUUACAUUGUAGCGCAACAUUCCAACACAUGACUUUGGCGCAGGCAUUACUUUUCUGUCUCUUUGACACUUCCUGCCCCCGACUGGCCCGAUGCUGCCGAUGCAGGACUCCUAGUUGGGCUCCUUUUUGUUUUAUGACUUCGGUGAAGUUCUUGUCCGUCACCCGCACGCAGUAAUUGCACUCGACUACCCGAAAUGUGCCCAGAAAUAGUCGCAGCAGAAGUCAUAUGGAUAAAGUUUGAGCCACAAGGAUGCAAAUAUUUCCACCAUUUUCCUCAUUGAUGUUGAAAUAGUUAAUAAUAAUGCUUUCUCAUUUAAAACGCCUUUUAAAGCACACAAAGAUGAAUCAAGAUGGGAAAAUCAAGCUAGACUGAAUAAAAUAAAAUAGACAGUAUGUAGCCAGGCAACCAAAAUAAAAAAUACAGUAACUCAUGAAUCACUGAGCUAUUAGAAAUUGGGUCAUCAUAUAUGUUAGUGAAAUCUAUUAAAGUCCAAUUGUUUUAUUUGGACAAAUAGCUGAUAAUUUGUUGUGUUUUGUCAACGGCGUACAAAGAUAAAACUUUCUGAAAUGGCCGCCUAUUUUGUACGCAUGUGCAGUAUGGCUUUUUGGCAGAGUUACUUCUGUAUAAGUUGUGCAACGAAAUUAUGUUUCUCCACUUUUUUAAAGAUUUGAUUUAAAAAUGUAAUUGUACCACUAACGCUUUUUAUUGGACAUAUCGGUGUGGCCUUUUUUUCUCCCUUUUUGCAAAUCACCCUUUCGCUGCCUUUUUGCGCCCAUUUUCUUUAGAAAUAUUGUUUAAAAUAUCUUAAGUUAAACAAAGGGGUGGAUAGUUAAUCGUGUGGAAGAGAAAUAGUGCUCUCGCAGUCAACUGUAGAGUCAUUUUUGUUUUGUCAAUAAAGCACAAAUGACGUCGAGAA